This is a messenger RNA of Oppiella nova, 908 nucleotides long. NCBI's taxonomy places the organism in Eukaryota, Metazoa, Arthropoda, Arachnida, Sarcoptiformes, Oppiidae. The record is from the annotation of a GenBank genome assembly.
CUGUAAGGCAAACACUGUAUUGACAGCCGUUUCCACAACUAUUGACGAAAAACAUUGGAUUUAAUGUGAAUUUAAACUCAAUUAACGUUUCAUUGGUUUUAGUUAUCAUUGAAAAGUCACUGAAAUAGACACAAAAGACAAUGAAUUCUUCAUAUCAGGCGAUGAUUAACGAAAGGAAACGCAUGGAAAUGGAGGCCGAGAUGAGUCGGUUUGAACAGGAGAUCAGUUCCCGGCCGGCGUUUCCCAACAGUCAGCCAUCGUUUGCCGCGAAUCCCAUGCAAUCGGCGCCGACACCACACCACCAGUUCAUACCACACGCCAUACAAAGACAAUUACCACGACCUCAGCCAUCAGCCCAUCACCCGAUGCACGCCUCUUAUGACUCGCAACCAAACGUGAAUGCUAUGAACAGUGGUCUGCAGUCGACGGUUCCGGCGGCCAAUACAGCGCCCACGACUGCAACGAGUGGUGGCGCCGCCGCCGCCACCGGUGGCCCCGCCGUCGCCUCCAAGAAGUCGAAGUCGAAAGAAGACAAGGGAAAGAAGCCGAAGAAGAUGUUGCGAAUGGCGGGCGGAACCGUUUGGGAGGACAACACGCUGGCGGAGUGGGAUCCCGAAGACUUCAGGAUCUUUUGCGGCGAUUUGGGCAACGAUGUGACCGACGACGUGCUCAGCCGUGCGUUCGUUCGGUUCCCAUCUUUCGUGAAGGCGAAGGUCAUUAGAGAUAAGCGAAGCAACAAAUCCCGGGGCUAUGGGUUCGUCAGCUUUAAGGACCCGCAGGACUUCACGCGCGCUAUCAAAGAGAUGAACGAUAAGCGAAGCAACAAAUCCCGGGGCUAUGGGUUCGUCAGCUUUAAGGACCCGCAGGACUUCACGCGCGCUAUCAAAGAGAUGAACGAUGUGUUUUGA